Messenger RNA from Vicia faba (fava bean), 1821 nucleotides. The record is from the annotation of a GenBank genome assembly. Lineage: Eukaryota; Viridiplantae; Streptophyta; Magnoliopsida; Fabales; Fabaceae.
AUGACAUCUAUCUCAGCUCUUUCCUUCAUUUCAACAAUCAAUGUCUCUUCCAACUCAAAGAUUUCCCAUUCCUCCGUGUAUCCAUUUUUACAAAAACAACACCAAUCUUCUAAACUUAGAAAACCAAAACGCCAAGUGACAUGUAGUAGUAACAAUAACCAAAACAACCCUAAAGAAGAACAAGAACUAUCAAACAUUGUAGGACAUAGGAGAAAUGUCCUAAUUGGCCUUGGAGGGAUAUAUGGUACUUUGGCCACAAACCCUUCUGCCCUAGCUUCUCCAAUAUCUCCACCAGACUUAUCCAAAUGUGUUCCACCAUCUGAUCUACCCUCAGGUACAACACCUCCAAAUAUUAAUUGUUGUCCACCAUAUUCCACAAAAAUCACUGAUUUCAAAUUCCCUUCAAAUCAACCCUUAAGGGUAAGACAAGCAGCACAUUUAGUCGAUAAUGAGUUUCUAGAAAAAUACAAAAAAGCCACUGAACUCAUGAAAGCCUUACCUUCCAAUGAUCCACGUAACUUCACACAACAAGCAAAUAUCCAUUGUGCUUAUUGUGAUGGUGCAUAUUCCCAAGUUGGUUUCCCUGACCUUAAACUUCAAGUUCAUGGCUCUUGGCUCUUUUUUCCCUUUCAUAGAUGGUACCUUUAUUUCUAUGAAAGAAUCUUGGGCAGCUUGAUCAAUGAUCCAACCUUUGCGUUACCAUUUUGGAACUAUGAUGCUCCUGAUGGCAUGCAACUUCCCUCAAUUUACACCGACAAGGCAUCGCCUCUUUAUGACGAACUCCGAAAUGCGAGUCAUCAACCUCCAACGCUCAUAGACUUAAACUUUUGUGACAGUGAUAGUGAUAUACAUGGAGAUGAACUAAUAAAAACUAAUCUUUCUAUAAUGUAUAGACAAGUUUAUUCCAAUGGAAAAACCUCAAGACUUUUCCUUGGAAACCCUUAUCGUGCUGGAGAUGCAGAACCCCAGGGAGCUGGAUCAAUAGAGAAUGUUCCACAUGCACCCGUUCAUACUUGGACUGGUGACAAUACUCAAACUAACAUUGAAGACAUGGGAAUUUUCUAUUCAGCUGCAAGAGAUCCUAUUUUUUACUCUCACCAUUCCAACGUUGAUAGGUUAUGGUAUAUAUGGAAAACACUUGGUGGGAAAAAACAUGAUUUCACUGACAAAGAUUGGUUAGAAUCAGGGUUUCUUUUCUAUGAUGAGAACAAGAAUCUUGUUAGGGUUAAUGUGAAGGACAGUCUUGACAUAGAUAAACUAGGUUAUGCUUAUCAAGAUGUUCCCAUUCCAUGGGAAAAUGCUAAACCUGUGCCACGAAGAACAACAGUACCAAAAUUGGUGGAAGUUAAGGUUAAUGAUGGCAACUUAAGAAAAUCACCGACUAUCUUAAAAGUUCGACAACAGAGUCCAAGAAAAUACGUUACGUUUCCAUUGGUUUUGAAUAAUAAAGUGAGUGCUAUUGUGAAGAGGCCAAAGAAGUUAAGGAGCAAGAAAGAGAAGGAAGAAGAGGAAGAGGUUUUAGUGAUUGAGGGGAUUGAGUUUUAUAUGAAUAUAGCCAUUAAGUUUGAUGUUUAUAUUAAUGAUGAAGAUGAUAAGGUUGGGGCAGGGAAUACUGAGUUUGCUGGAAGCUUUGUGAAUAUCCCUCAUUCCGCACAUGGACACAAGAACAAGAAGAUUAUUACUUCUUUAAGACUUGGUAUAACUGAUUUGUUGGAAGAUUUGCAUGUCGAAGGCGAUGAUAAUAUUGUGGUUACAUUGGUUCCAAAAUGUGGGAGUGGACAAGUCAAAAUCAAUAACGUCGAGAUAGUGUUUGAAGAUUGA